Homo sapiens (human) is the source of this 536-nucleotide messenger RNA. RefSeq names its product late cornified envelope like proline rich 1 (gene LELP1). The record is from RefSeq and is marked validated. Lineage: Eukaryota; Metazoa; Chordata; Mammalia; Primates; Hominidae. The coding region runs from base 124 to 420 and encodes 98 amino acids. The transcript has 2 exons.
AGAUCUGGGCAGAGGAACCAAAGGGAAAAGCCACCUUCCCAGGCACAGCCAUAACAUCCACCUCACUCAACUGCUUGUCAAGUUCACCACCAACACAGAGGGGGCUCAGAUAAUCAAGAAACAAUGUCGAGUGAUGAUAAAAGUAAAUCAAAUGACCCCAAGACUGAGCCCAAGAACUGCGAUCCCAAGUGUGAACAAAAGUGUGAGUCCAAAUGCCAGCCCAGCUGUUUAAAGAAGCUGCUGCAACGCUGUUUCGAAAAGUGCCCAUGGGAAAAGUGUCCAGCACCACCCAAGUGCCUGCCCUGCCCCUCGCAGUCUCCUUCAUCCUGCCCUCCCCAGCCCUGCACCAAGCCCUGUCCUCCUAAAUGCCCUUCAUCCUGCCCACAUGCUUGCCCACCUCCCUGCCCUCCCCCAGAGUGAGGCACUGUGGGCACUACCCAACCCCACCACCACUGCCACCUCCACCAUGUACAACGCUGUGGGGCUGGAGACUGAAACCAUGAACUGACAAGUAAACGUGUUCCUCUGCUGUGCAA